CAGCGAUCCGGGGCGUCAGUGUGGAGAAGAAACAGGUAUUGCUACUUUGUAAAUACCGCUAUUUGUAUAUACUGUAAAUGAUGACAUCGGUGGGCGGUAACCGGUCCCGAGGCAACUGGGAACAAACACAAGGUCAGACACAGAACCCGUCACAGCACAAGCAGAGGCCUCAGGCCACGGCUGAGCAGAUCCGACUGGCACAGAUGAUCUCCGACCACAAUGAUGCUGACUUUGAGGAGAAAGUCAAGCAGCUUAUUGACAUCACAGGAAAGGACCAGGAUGAGUCUAUGAUCGCUUUGCAUGACUGUAAUGGAGACAUCAACAGAGCCAUCAACGUCCUGCUGGAGGGCAGCCCUGACACUGACUCAUGGGAGAUGGUUGGGAAGAAGAAGGGAGUGCCAGGUCAGAAGGAGAGCGGACAGACGGAGGGAGAGGAGGAACGGAAGGAGAGUCGGGAGAAAGGAGGAGAGAAAGAUACAGCACGUCGUAGAGGAGGCGCGCCGCGAAGGGGUCGUGGGGCCAGCCGCGGACGAGAGUACCGAGGGCAGGAGAACGGACUGGACGGGGCGAAGACUGGGGGGGCGGUAGGUCGAGGGACUGAACGAGGUCGCCGGGGGAGAGGCAGAGGGAGAGGAGGCGCCGGUCGGAGAGGGAGCAGGUUCUCGUCUCAGGGCAUGGGUACCUUUAACCCAGCGGAUUACGCAGAACCAGCCCAGCCGGAGGAGAACUACACGGGAGCGAACACGUGGAGUAACACAGGCACCCUGGAAGCCGAGGAAAGCACCAUUGAUUAUUUUGCCAUUCCCGUAGGGCUUGAGGGAACGAGUUAUCCCCCGAAGUUUGACUCCACCCCAGGUGAAGAGCUUGUGGUUUUCUAUUUAGGUGCUUGGAGAACUGCAACAGAGGAAUGGGGUACUGAAGAUUGGAAUGAGGAUCUGUCAGAGGCAAAGAUCUUCACUGCCUCCAGCAUGGCCUCCGUGCCCCUCCCUCAGGAAAGUGUCACCAUCACCCCGGGACAGAGGAUCGACUUGGCCGUGUUGCUGGGGAAAACCCCGGGCUCCUCGUCCUUGGAGACGGAGGCCGCUCCUCUGGAGGCCCAGCCGGCUCCCGCGCUCUCCCAGUCUCUGGUCUUUAGCAACUCCAAACAGGCUCCUCCUCUCUCCCAGCCUCCCUCCAGCACCUCCUACAGUCAGCACAGCAUGGUGAACAUGCUGAAUAAGGGGUUUGGAGAGGUCGCAGACUCUAAGGGCAGCACCGGGACCACCACGGGCUCCCAGUUCCUGGAGCAGUUUAAGACGGCCCAGGCGCUGGCCCAGCUGGCGGCCCAGCACACCCAGACCGGACCUCCCAACACACGGCCCUCCACCUGGGACACCAGCUCGGCCACACUGGGACCAUACGACAUGAAGGCCCAGACGGAGUCUCAGGUCCACAGUCCUUUCACCAAACGCCAGCCAUACCAACCCACUUCCACUGCCUCCUCUAUGAUGGAUGCCUUCCUGCAGGACAAGAGUGCUUCGCCCUCCUCCUCCGCCCUCCCCGCUGCUCCACUGACCCAGCCCGUGUCCUCCCAGCUCCAGAAGGCCGCGGGUCCCGGCCCGUGCCAGCAGAUCCCCCCUGGCCCGGCGGAACCGCAGGCGUCCAGCCCUCUGCCCCUACAACAGCACAAACUCAGACAGCAGAAGAAGAGGACUUCCAUCACCUCAAAGAUUCCAGCCAUGGCAGUGGAGAUGCCCGGUUCUGCAGACAUAUCUGGACUGAACCUGCAGUUUGGAGCCCUCCAGUUUGGCUCAGAACCCGUGCUUCCUGAGUACGACCCCACCACUGCCGUUGCUACGACAACUCCUGGCAACCAGACCCAGAACAGCCUGUAUAGCAGUGCUAGCAGUGAGCCAGCCCCUGCCCUGUCAAACACCAAUCAGAUGGAGCUGUAUGAGCAGCGAGCCAAUCAGACGCGCCGGUACCCACCUUCAGUCUCCUCUUCUCCACAGAAAGACAUGCAGCCCAAGAAUGGAUUCAGUUCGGUACAACCAACCCAGUCUCAGGAAGCUGUAGCAGGUUCUGCGUUGUCUGCGAAACAGGCCCUGGAUUCAGCUGUCCCUCCUGCAGUGUCUAACAUAGCCUCAUUGGCCGAGGCAACACCGAGCGCUACCUCCCUGCUCUCCACAUCCAAUCAGACGCCACUCAGUACUCUGGGACAGGAAGACUCCGCCUCCAACUCGAUGGCCCCGCCCCCACACAAUUCUCUCCCUGCCCAGCAGAACAGUCUGAGCCCCUCUACGGUCCGGACGUCCAACCAGAGCCUGCUGCACUCGAGCGUAGACAGCGACUCCAACCUGCACUCUUCCUCUUACUCCUCCGUUUCCACCGUGGCCCCGUCCUCUGUUCCCCCCUCCUCUUCCUCGGGCGUGGCCGCCGUCUCCCACAGCGCUCCGGUACCGCACCCCGGUACCUCGGCCGGCUCGGUGUCAGUGCAGUCCACUCUGGGCGCGGUCAGCAGUUUGACCAUGGGUCUGAACAGCGUGUCCGUACCCUCUGCCAGCACCAGCGUGUCCUCAGCGUCCUCUGCCUCUUCCGUCUCCGCGGCGACGUCCACGGCCUCGUCAGCCCGCAGCUCCGCCACCUCAGGGAAAGCACCUCCAAACCUGCCCCCUGGAGUGCCCCCUCUGCUGCCCAACCCUUACAUCAUGGCCCCCGGUCUCCUCCACGCCUACCCGAUGUACGGCUAUGACGACCUGCAGAUGCUCCAGACACGGAUCCCACUGGACUAUUACAGUAUCCCGUUUGCGACCCCAACUACGGCACUGACGGGGAGGGAAGGCAGCCUCACCAACAACCCUUACUCAGCUGGUGACUUGUCUAAGUUUGGGCGCGGCGAUGCGUCAUCUCCGGCUCCUGCCACCACACUGGCACAGGCCCAACAGAGCCAGACCCAGACACACCACACCACACAGCAGCCCUUCAUCAACCCAGCACUGCCGCCUGGGUACAGCUAUACCAGCCUGCCGUACUACACCGGCGUGCCAGGCCUGCCCAACACCUUCCAGUACGGCCCCGCCGUCUUCCCAGUGGCGCCGACGUCUUCGAAACAGCACAGUGUGAACGUGGGGGUGAACGCCUCGGCCACACCCUUCCAGCAGGCCAGUGGUUACGGUUCCCACGGAUACAGCACGGGCUAUGAGGAUUUGAGCCAAGCUUCGGCAGGGAGCGGGGAUUUCUGUAAGGGUGGUUACGGCACUGCUGUGGCUGCUGCCGCCGCCGUCGCCGCUUCUGCGCAAAACAAACCGACCAGCUCAGUCACCGGGCCGGGAGUCGGGGUCUCUGUAACGUCCAGCAACACAGGAGUUCCUGACAUCUCAGGCUCUGUUUACACAAAGACACAGUCCUUUGACAAGCAGGGUUUCCACACUGGGACUCCGGGUGCCUCGUUCAGCCUACCCUCUGCUCUGGGCAGCGGUGGGCCCAUAAACCCCCCUGCUGCAGCGGGCUAUGCCCCCGCCCCCUUCAUGCACAUCCUGGCCACUCAUCAGCAGCCUCACUCUCAGAUGCUUCACCACCACCUGCAGCAGGACGGACAGAGUGGCUCUGGACAGCGUAAUCAGAACAGCUCCCUUCAGCAAAAGUCCCAGAUCAACAAAUCCGCAUACAACAGCUACAGCUGGGGGGGCAACUGACACCCCCCUCCCGCGCGCCUCCCCCGGAUGGCUCACAAGUCCCUCCCUGCUGACGCAGGGCAGGCUCCUCUUUCUCCCCCCGUUCAGUCCCUCACCUCCUCUUCCUCUCCUCUGCCACGCGCCCUCUCUCCUCUCUCCUCUCUCUGUGGAGUAACUGUGCAGGCGCAGCCGGCAACACCGUGUUAUUACACAGAGAGCCAGGAGCCUGGGGGCCUGGGGGCCUGGGAGGUGGGGCUCAGAAGCUUCUAGAAACAAAGCCCUUGAAGAGGCCAAGUGUUGAUUGUUUGAAGUUUGUAAGCUUGUAUUGUGCUCUGAAUGACAAAUAAUCCCUCUUUCCCCAGUUGUAUGUAUAGUAAUGCCCUUUUUUUCCCCCUUUUUUUCUUCUUUCUUUCUUUCUCUUUUUCUAAAGGGUUUUUUUCCCCCCUGAAAAACUCUUUUUGGGGAAAAAUCAGAAGAGAGGUUUGAUGGAGGGAGCAGGUGCAUGUUUGAUUUGUCACUCAGUU
Molecule: messenger RNA, 4177 nt
Organism: Chanos chanos (milkfish)
Lineage: Eukaryota; Metazoa; Chordata; Actinopteri; Gonorynchiformes; Chanidae
Gene: ubap2l
Product: ubiquitin associated protein 2-like
Exons: 29
Coding region: 78-3674 (1198 amino acids)
Cellular component (GO): cytoplasm; nucleus
Molecular function (GO): protein binding
Source: RefSeq, a predicted model, not a curated record